Chinchilla lanigera (long-tailed chinchilla) is the source of this 2628-nucleotide messenger RNA. RefSeq lists its product as uncharacterized. The record is from RefSeq and is a predicted model, not a curated record. Bases 15 to 527 code for a protein of 170 amino acids. The transcript is spliced from 5 exons. Lineage: Eukaryota; Metazoa; Chordata; Mammalia; Rodentia; Chinchillidae.
GGAGGACGACGGGAAUGGAGUGGGCCUCCCGGCAAGGGUGGCCGCGGGGGACGAUGGGAGUGCGGGGGGCCUCCCGGCAAGGGUGGCCGCAGGGGAUGACGGGAGUGUGGGGGGCCUCCCAGCGAGGGUGGCCGCGGGGGACGACGGGAAUGCAGCGGGGCUUCCGGGAGAAGGCUGGCCAGCCCACCUUGCGGGGCUGUGGGGUGGUGUUAAUGUGGCUGCCUUGUGAUUCGAUUUCUGUGUCGCUGUUUCCAGGUUUGCUGAGCCUGCAGGUGUUGAACGAUGAAAUGAGUGACUGCAAGGAAGAGAGGCCCGUCCCGGCCACCACCCCGGGGAGGCCCGUGCAGAGGAGGAACAGCUGGAACCUCCUGAAGUGCACCUACAUGGUGUUCACCUUCCUGUUCGUGUCCUACAACAAAGGAGACUGGUGUUACUGCCACUACUGUAACCCGGACCAGGACAUCAGAUUCAGUGGUGAGCAGGGUGGAGAAGGUUUCUGUGCUCAUGAGAAGACAGAAACCAAGUGAAAAGAGGACCGCAGCUGACAUGGAAGCUCCGGAGGCAAAGAACAGUGGGGCCCUUGUCCGUCACUGGGUGGCCCUGGAGAGCCUCUUGGGAGGUGACAGGGAACCAAAGGUCUGAAGUCGGAGCAGCAGCCAGCCACUCAGAAAGCCAGAGCGUCUCCGGGGAAAGGGACCUGCUCAGCAAAGGCCCUGGGGUAGAAAGUGCCUGAGCCGAGUGGGGAGCCGGCUGAGGGAGGGUGGGGCCGGAGGACACAGAGGGCGUUUGGCUUCGAUCCUGGGAGCUGCUCAAAGGUCUCACAGGGAAAAACGGUGUUCCCUGACUGGGAGUAAAGAGGGGGUCCAGCAAGCAGCCAUUGUCGCUGUGCGGCCCAGGGCCAGCUCUGGCGGGCACGGAGGGGAAGAGGUGAGCGGCCGCCUGCCUCUCCUGCCCUGCCAGCCUCUCACCCGCUCCCAGCAGCCGGAGCCCCCCUUAAAUCACACACAGUGGUCAUGUUGCGCCCUGGCUGAAAACCCACCGAGGAACCUCACCAGCUGUCGGCAGAUCCCCAUCUGAAAAACAAAGCAAAGCCGGGGGCUUUCUCCUGAGAGCUUACGCGGACCCCAGGACAGCACUGUGAAGAGUCGGCAGCCUCUUAGCACCGACAUCUCCUCCGGGAGAACUGUGCAACGCUGCUGCUGGGGAGCUGCAGCCGGAGCCUACCGGGGCCCUUGCGCCCUGGUGCGCGCCUUCAUCUCCAGUUUGUUGGAGGGCGGUUUGCUUUCGAUUGUCCUGUGGAGAAAGUCGUGGCCCCAGGAGCUGAGCAGGUGCCGGUGGUCACGGCUUGCUUACAGCCUUGUGAGCCCAGCCCUUCUGUUCCUGGAGAGCUCGCCAAGGUGGCUGUCGGUCUCCGGCGACCGGGAAGUCCUGCUGCAUGUGCUGUGUUUCCCCACAGCUUUUAAAACAGGUUUUUUCCAGAUGAGGAGCCCGAGGGCUGCAGAGGGUGGCGGCCGGCUCUGCCCAUGACCGAGCUCGGCCCUGUGGCAUGAGCUCUGAGACGCUCAGCUCUGCGUUUUCCUUUCUCCAAGGUCCUCUGCACGUCUCUUUCCCCUCCCUUCCCACCCACGCUCACCCCCUGCCCAUCUCAGGCCACUCGUGGCUCCCGAGCGCACACUCGUCCUGGCUCUGUCCUGCCACCCUGCGCGCCGGGCCUUCCCACCGGCACAGGCUCACUGCUCUCUGCCUGCCUGGAGAACGCCUCCAGGGCCCUCCGGCUCGCAGAGGCACACCGCGUUCAGGAGCAGUGCCGGCUUUGCGGGGCGCACGGGGAGGGCAGCCAACGGCACGGAUGGCGCCACUGGGCGCAGUCCUCGCCCUGGCCGCACCAGUCUUUACAGUGGUUUUCUGGUGUCUGACUCAGACCAGGGUUGGCGAGUUUCUCUGUGAAGGCCCCAUCCGGGCUCCACUGCGGUUACUCAGUUCUGCUGUUGGCCCAGAGCAGCCGCAGACGGCAGGCACACAAGGGGGCCUGGUGGGUCUGCCAGCUGGUGAAUGGAUAAACAGAACGGCAUGUGUCUGUGCCAGGGAAUAUUAUGCAGCCAUGACAGGGAUGGAUCUCUGAUGCAUGCGAGGGCACGGUUGACCCUGAAAGUGUUACGCACGUGAAGGAAGCCCGAGGCCAGUGAUCACACGGGACAGGGUUCUGUUUACCUGAACUAUCCAGAGGAGACAGUUCAGAGAGCCGGGGGCUGAGCGGGCCAUGGUGCAGGUAGUGUUUGCAUAAUGGGUUAUGUUUUGGAUAGGCAGGAACUUUGCACUAGAUCUCUGGGAGCAAGAAGCACCUCUUAUGUACCCCGGGGUGCUGCACCCCAGCUCUGCCCUGAUCCUGCCCACUCUGCCGCAGCCUGGGGGUGCAGAGCUCCUGGGGCGGGGUGCCUGCGCUCUGGAGCUCGCCCGCUAGUGGCAGGGGAGGGGCUCCCUGAGUCCUGCGUGUCCUGACGGCCCGAGGGGUCCCCGCGGAGGAGCUGGGGCGGCUUCCGUCCGUGGAGGACUGCGCCCGGUGCUGGCGGAGCGGGAGUGUGGGCAGGCGAGGACGUAAACGAAGGCACACCGUUCUCCCCCUCCCCG